AUGGCAUUGUCACCAAAUUCGGAUACGAUGUUAUCAACAGCUUUGUCACCACCAGAUUCGGAUACGUUGUUUCCGAUGACAUUGGCAUCAGAUUGGAAUAUUUUGGAUUUCCUUAAUAAAUCUGAUAUGGAUACAUUUGAUAAAAAAAUAGAACAAUAUAUUACAUGUCUUGAGACAAUUGUUAGCAAUGAAACUGGCAGCAGAAAUGAAAGAGCACAACUACUUCUUAACAAAUACAAACAGGAAGGUAUAAAAACAGGCAGAUUCAAAGUUUUAGACAAAGCUGUUGUUGGGAUAAUCUUUGAGGUUACCCUACGUUCAAGGCUUCGAGCUGACCUAGCACCUAUGCAGAUAUUAGGGCAUAGACAUCUGGCAAGAAAGUGGAGAGAUGAACAAUUGAAUAAUCAAGGGAUUACUGGGACUUCAAUACAUUUAUUCAAUCCAAAAUUCGAAGGUGAUUCUAUAGGAAUUGGAACAAUAAAUAAUGGAACAUUUAAUACUGAGUUGCCAAGGAAAA
Messenger RNA from Entrophospora candida, 517 nucleotides. Lineage: Eukaryota; Fungi; Glomeromycota; Glomeromycetes; Entrophosporales; Entrophosporaceae. The record is from the annotation of a GenBank genome assembly.